Messenger RNA from Parastagonospora nodorum SN15, 726 nucleotides. RefSeq lists its product as hypothetical. The record is from RefSeq and is a predicted model, not a curated record. The coding region runs from base 1 to 726 and encodes 241 amino acids. NCBI's taxonomy places the organism in Eukaryota, Fungi, Ascomycota, Dothideomycetes, Pleosporales, Phaeosphaeriaceae. The transcript is spliced from 2 exons.
AUGGUCUUCAACACAUUCAUCAUGAAGGUCCGACGGACACUGCUCUGCUGCAACGAGCACAAGCAACUGGACAUCGGCUCCCCUACCAACGUCCGCAAAGUCUCCAUCUCCUCGGCCCUCCCCAACCUCACCGACUCCCAACGCAAAUUCCUCCGCGAAAAAGCCUCCAGCGACACCAUCCGCCUACUCAGUAUCCCCCACACCUCACCGCCCUCGCCCACAGGAUCACAUACCCCAACACACUCCACGCCCCGGACAUCCCACGAACCCUCGUCCCCCCUGCUAAACGCCGCCUCCAAAGACCUGCCCAGCAUCCUCCCAACACCGCCCCGCCACAAGCACGCCGACUCCUCUCCGCCCGCCGCGCGCAUGCCGGGCAUGAAACACACGUCCCGCUCCCGCUCUCCCGCGCGCAGACUCAGUUUCAGCAGCGCGAGCAGCCAGACGACGGAGCAUUCCGCGCUGUUCGACCGCCUGCCGCCGCGCGGGCGCGAGAGCAUGAUGACGCUGAAUCUCGAGUUUGCGUGGGAGGCUGGGGUCGAGACGCCGCGGACGAUGAGCUUGAGCGAGGGGUUUCGCGAGGUCAAGACUGUUGGGGGCGCGGAGCGCACGGCGGUUGGACAGCGUGGAGUGCGGGGGGAGGAAUUUGGCAAGGGCGGGGAUGGGGCUAGUGAUAGCGAGGAGGAGUUUGGGGUGGGCGAGAGGAGUCCGUUUGUGAAGAUUUGA